AUGCGUGUCCUAUUACAAGACGAUUCAUCUGCACAUCCGUUUUCGGAACAAUUGUUGGAUAUCGGAAAUGGAAAAAUGCAAAUCGACAAUACAAAUGGAAUGAUCACCUUGCCCGAAACUGUUUGUACAAUUUUGCAAACAAAAGAAGAAUUGGUCGAAUGCGUUUUCCCAAAUAUCAUUCAGAAUCACAGAAGCCAUGAUUGGUUAGCAGAACGUUCAAUAUUGGCACCGAAGAAUAUACACGUCAAUGCAAUGAACUUCCAAAUUCAAGAAAAAUUGCCAGGUGAAGUCAUAACUUAUAAAUCCAUUGACAGCGUUAUGGAUGAAGAUGAAACUGUGAAUUAUCAAAUUGAAUUUCUGAAUUCAUUGGAACCAUCUGGUACUUCGCCACAUCUUUUGAAUUUAAAGGUUGGUUCAUUAAUCAUAUUACUGCGGAAUAUCAAUCCUCCAAAAAAGUGUAAUGGUACACGACUGGCAAUAAAGAAGCUAAUGCCAAAUUUGAUUGAAGCAACUAUACUCAAUAGCAAAGCGAAAGGCGAAGAUGUGCUUAUACCACGUAUUCCAAUGAUUCCAACAGACAUGCCAUUCAAUUUCAAACGUCUGCAAUUUCCGGUGCGUUUAUCAUUUGCUAUGACUAUAAACAAAGCACAAGAAUAA
Bactrocera tryoni is the source of this 657-nucleotide messenger RNA. RefSeq lists its product as uncharacterized. The record is from RefSeq and is a predicted model, not a curated record. The transcript is spliced from 2 exons. NCBI's taxonomy places the organism in Eukaryota, Metazoa, Arthropoda, Insecta, Diptera, Tephritidae. The coding region runs from base 1 to 657 and encodes 218 amino acids.